This is a messenger RNA of Acaromyces ingoldii, 1165 nucleotides long. RefSeq names its product ARF/SAR superfamily. The transcript has 7 exons. The record is from RefSeq and is a predicted model, not a curated record. Gene Ontology annotation, molecular function: GTP binding; GTPase activity. Gene Ontology annotation, biological process: vesicle-mediated transport; intracellular protein transport. Gene Ontology annotation, cellular component: cytoplasm; plasma membrane. NCBI's taxonomy places the organism in Eukaryota, Fungi, Basidiomycota, Exobasidiomycetes, Exobasidiales, Cryptobasidiaceae. Bases 196 to 741 code for a protein of 181 amino acids.
AACACCUUCGACAGCCACCAGGGACGACUCGCGUCUUUUCCCUUCUUUUUCCUCGCCCUUGCACAUAUCCUCACGCUUCUGUAGUCGGACGGGAUAUUCAGACAGGCUAGGAAGCUCAAAUUCUUUUCUCAGCCAACCCCUUAUCGCCUCGCAACAGUCAAUCUUUUCCCUUUUGUCAGUCGAUAAAACGUCAAAAUGGGUCUCUCCGUCUCUCGUCUUUUGAGCGGUCUCUUCGGGAAGAAGGAGAUGCGCAUUCUGAUGGUUGGUCUUGAUGCGGCCGGUAAGACCACCAUUCUCUACAAGCUCAAGCUGGGUGAGAUCGUCACCACGAUUCCCACUAUUGGUUUCAACGUCGAGACUGUCGAAUACAAGAACAUUUCGUUCACCGUUUGGGACGUUGGUGGACAGGACAAGAUCCGACCGCUCUGGAGGCAUUACUUCCAAAACACCCAAGGUAUCAUCUUCGUUGUCGACUCCAACGAUCGCGAGCGUGUUUCGGAGGCCCGCGAGGAGCUGCAGCGCAUGCUCAACGAGGACGAGCUGAGGGACGCUCUCCUCCUCGUCUUUGCCAACAAGCAGGAUCUGCCGAACGCCAUGAACGCUGCAGAAAUCACCGACAAGCUCGGUCUCCACAGCCUUAGGCAGCGCCAGUGGUUCAUCCAAGCGACGUGCGCCACGAGCGGUGACGGUCUUUACGAGGGUCUUGACUGGCUGAGCACCAACCUCAAGCGCCGAGUCUAAAGAAGGCGGCUGGUUAUUGCGAGGCUGGAGGCAUCUGCCGAAAGGGGGAGGGAAGUUCAGGUGUCAUAGAAUCUUGGAGGUUGGAUGAUCAAGACUGCUCUUCAUGACUUUGUUCGAAGCUGGGGAGAGCGGUGUGAAGCCAGCAGUGGGGGAACGAGAACGGAGAGAUGGAAGAGGAGAUGCUUUCCCUCCUUUGGCCACUAUCCUUUUUCAAAACGACAAAAUGAUGGAUCGGUACUGGGACUCAGUACGACUCCUUUUUCCUCUUCGUUGUCCGACAUGCAACUGUCACUUCACUUCAACGCUUCGCUCCCUCCUUCCGCAAUCCCUUAUCCCCCGUCUCUUUCUUCGCUGCGCUAGUUUCUUUCUUUCCGUACUCUCCCCUGUACCCCGUCCUUCAUACUCCUUUCUCUCCCUAAAACGC